This is a messenger RNA of Oryzias melastigma (Indian medaka), 3744 nucleotides long. Its product is annotated as protein kinase C alpha type. Bases 16 to 1818 code for a protein of 600 amino acids. The record is from RefSeq and is a predicted model, not a curated record. The transcript is spliced from 15 exons. Gene Ontology annotation, biological process: protein phosphorylation. Lineage: Eukaryota; Metazoa; Chordata; Actinopteri; Beloniformes; Adrianichthyidae. Gene Ontology annotation, molecular function: zinc ion binding; ATP binding; diacylglycerol-dependent serine/threonine kinase activity.
GCUCUUUUGACAUACAUGUUCAUUAGUUUUAUAACAUCUUUUCUCAUUAUUUCUCAGGACCCCAGAAGCAAGCACAAGUUCAAGAUCCACACAUAUGGCAGCCCAACCUUCUGUGACCACUGUGGAUCUCUGUUAUACGGGCUCAUCCACCAAGGGAUGAAAUGUGACACCUGCGACAUGAACGUGCACAAGCAAUGUGUGGUCAACGUGCCCAGCCUGUGCGGGACGGACCACACGGAGCGCCGUGGGCGUGUUUUCCUCAAGAUCGAGGUCAGCGGGGACAAGCUACACAUUACAGUGGGUGAAGCCAGGAACUUGAUUCCAAUGGAUCCCAAUGGUUUAUCGGACCCAUACGUCAAACUCAAACUCAUCCCAGAUCCAAAGAAUGAAACCAAACAGAAGACCCGGACUAUUCGUUCUUCCCUUAACCCAUGCUGGAAUGAGUCUUUCACUUUUAAGCUGAAACCAUCAGAUAAGGACAGACGUUUAUCCAUUGAGGUGUGGGACUGGGACAGAACGACCAGGAACGACUUCAUGGGCUCCAUGUCCUUUGGUGUCUCUGAGCUAAUUAAAGCUCCACACUGUGGAUGGUUCAAGUUACUCAAUCAAGAGGAGGGAGAGUACUACAAUGUCCCCAUUCCUGAGGUGGACGAUGUCAACCUGGAGCUCCGACAGAAGUUUGAGGCCUGCCAGUUAAACAUCCACUAUCUCAAGAAAGCCAAAUUGGGUCAUGGGAAAAAAGUGAUCACCCCGUCAGAUCACCGGCGGUUCAGCUUUCCGUCGGGGAACAUGGACCGCGUACGACUCAGUGACUUCAACUUCCUGGCCCUGCUGGGGAAGGGCAGCUUUGGCAAGGUAAUGCUGGCAGAGAUGAAGUCCACAGAGGAGCUGUAUGCCAUCAAGAUCCUGAAGAAAGACGUUGUGAUCCAGGAUGACGACGUGGAAUGUACGAUGGUGGAGAAACGGGUCCUGGCUCUGAGAGACAAACCGCCCUUCCUCACCCAGCUGCACUCCUGCUUCCAGACGGUGGACCGACUUUACUUUGUGAUGGAGUACAUUAACGGAGGAGACCUCAUGUAUCAUAUCCAGCGUAUGGGCAGGUUUAAGGAGCCACAAGCAGUUUUUUAUGCAGCAGAGAUAGCCGUUGGCCUGUUUUUUCUGCACAGAAAAGGAAUCAUCUACAGGGACCUGAAGCUGGACAAUGUGAUGCUGGACUCUGAGGGCCACAUCAAGAUAGCUGACUUUGGCAUGUGCAAGGAGAGCAUGUAUGAGGGGAUGACCACACGCACUUUCUGCGGCACUCCAGAUUACAUCGCCCCCGAGAUUAUAGCAUACCAACCUUAUGGAAAGUCGGUGGACUGGUGGGCUUAUGGAGUUCUACUGUAUGAGAUGUUGGCAGGACAGCCUCCGUUCGACGGAGAAGAUGAAGAUGAGCUCUUCCAGUCCAUCAUGGAGCACAACGUCUCCUACCCAAAGUCCAUGUCCAAAGAAGCUGUUUCCAUCUGCAAAGGCCUAAUGACCAAACAUCCAUCAAAGCGUCUCGGCUGUGGCCCAGAAGGUGAGAGGGACAUCAGAGAGCAGGCCUUCUUCAGACGCAUCGACUGGGAGCGGCUGGCCAACAGGGAGAUCCAGCCGCCUUUUAAACCUAAAGUGUGUGGCAAAGCAGCAGAGAACUUCGACAAGUUUUUCACACGCACCCAGCCCGUGCUGACCCCUCCAGACCAGCUGGUGAUCUCCAACAUCGACCAGAGCGAGUUUGCCGGAUUCUCUUACAUCAACCCUCAGUUCAUCCAUCCCUCCCUGCACAGCGUGGUAUGAGGAAGGAGUGGCGAGCGGAAGAGAAAAAGAAAAAUGACUGGGCACAGCAUCCUUCCAAUCCAGACAUCCUGCUGUCAGCAGCCCCGUGUAAUCCUCUAGUGUUGCGUUUAUUAACUAUCAAUACAUGUGCACACAGACGACAGAGGAGGGAGGCGCAGAAUGUUAUGAAUGUUGCAGCACGUACAAUCUGAGGAGAGACGCACAUGGCACUGAUAUUUUAGCAUCUUGAACCUUUUUUGUUUUUUUUGUUCCAUCUUUCCAAACCUGCAGCCUUUAUCUUGUGAAUGAAUGUGUCUCAGUAUCAGUCUGUCGGUGUUUAGGAUCUGGUUUCCCUCACAUCCCACUCAUCUUAUGCACGACGAGAACAUAUUUCCCUGCUCUGCUCUGGCUUUAUCUACUUCUGGACUGCUACUCAUAUAUUCUAUUUCUAUACAAAAGAACAGAGGUAGUACACGGUUACAUCAGUGCCAAAGUAGAGGUGGAACGAUUCAUUCCUUUUGCAAAUCCUUGUGAUGUUUUUCUUCCCCCUGGCAUUUCGCUGUGGUGUCUGCACACUAAACCCCGCCCCCCUAGGCCGGGGCAGUUUUGUUGUUUUGUAGUACAGAAGCAGGGGCUAAUUAUGUCAGCUCUCCAAGCUGCGCUGGUCUUCGGUGUGCAGCAGAUGUUGCCUGCAGUGUAGGGUCAGAAAACUCUGUUUUCUUAUAUAUGAAGAUGCUAUUUCCAUAUGCACAAAGCAGAUCUCUGUUGCAUGCUUAUCUUCUGACUCUGUAUGAGCCGUAGGGUUUAGGAUGCAGUACACGUCUGGUAUCAACGUAACGUUUAGUAUUACGAUUAAAAACUUUGUUAGCAUAUAUCUGUCAAAUUACCGAGAAAGAAUUUUGGAUCCGAAGAGGUUUUUCUUCUUGUUUAAUGUUCUGUUGAGCUUGACCAGAGAUGUCUAACUAUUGUCAACUUUUAGUGUUUUUGUAUAUAUGUUUCAAAAACAGAAGCUCCUUGGAGAUUUUAUACAAUGAACUGAAUGUGCUUUUACUACCAUAGACGGUUUAAAGAUUUCUAUGUUUAGAUUAGCCCUAAAGAUAAAUCUAUAACGUACGCAGAAUCUUUGGUAGCUUUGGUAUCAGCAGACCCUGUUGUACUGUAUGUUCAUCGACUAUUUAUCCAUUCUUUUAUACUACUGAGUGUCAUAUAGAGAAUAUGCAGCACUAAUUGUGUGCAGAAGAGUUUAACGCCCUCUUGCCUUGGUUGAAUCAGGGCUGGCUCCUCCUGAGUUCCAGCUCUGUGGCUGAAACAUGUCUUUCUUAACAAAUCGUGUGCAUGCGUUACACAAGGCCUGAUCUAAGCAUGAGAAGGAACCCUGCAUGAUAACAGAGACCCCUGCUGUGGAGCAUGGAGUCCCCCACCAGAGCAAGAUGACAAACCAGCAUAGUGUCGUUUCAGGCUCAUGUCUCAGUCGCCGUCACGUAGCCUGACCUGUUUGGCUUUGAGGCUGAUUUAUAAACUGAAACUGGCUUUUGUCGUAACAUUUCUGGUGCCAAACGCCAUUUUUAUCUGUUUUGGAGUCUCCACUGUCUUUUUAUUUUAUUUUAUUUUAUUAUUUUUUUUCUCCCCUUUAGAUUUAUCAUCGUUAAAAACAGACCUCACAGUUUUGGAACAAAGUGAGAUCUCAGAUAAAACUGAAUGUUUACAUGUCUCACAUUGAGAAUCCAAAUAAGGGGGGGAGAAGAGAAAACAUCAAACCCAUGAAAGGAAAAAUAAAAAAAUCUAAUGUCAGGCCAGUGAGGGUACAGAACCACUACAGGCUGCAAUUAGAACCACAUGGUUGUUUUUAUGUUUCCCUGCUUUGUUGACCUGAUUCUUCUUGUUCCUCUGUUCAUUGUGGUAUGGCAGAUACAGUGUACAAAUAAAGUAUGAAAUAUAUAUAACAGA